Messenger RNA from Galendromus occidentalis (western predatory mite), 1598 nucleotides. It is a transcript of the gene Dph2, whose product is annotated as Diphthamide biosynthesis 2. The coding region runs from base 21 to 1490 and encodes 489 amino acids. Lineage: Eukaryota; Metazoa; Arthropoda; Arachnida; Mesostigmata; Phytoseiidae. The record is from RefSeq and is a predicted model, not a curated record. The transcript is spliced from 8 exons. Gene Ontology annotation, biological process: protein histidyl modification to diphthamide. Gene Ontology annotation, molecular function: 2-(3-amino-3-carboxypropyl)histidine synthase activity.
CGCAUCAUCAGGUCCAUAGCAUGUCGGUGGCCUUCUCAUCUUCUGCUGAGGAUGUUAUCCAGAGAAAGCUCGAUGUUCAGCGAAAGCCUGUUGCGAGCAAAGGACACGACAUUGAGGAGCUUUUCGAGUUGAAAAGAUGCGCGGAUUGGAUACGCGCGAAGGCUCUACAGCGCGUGGCGUUGCAGUUUCCAGAUGAGCUCCUCGCUCUUGCAGUGGAAACAGUGAAAUAUCUUACAGCUCUAGUACCUGAGACAAAACUUUACAUCUUGGCCGACACUUCGUUUGGGAGUUGCUGUAUAGAUGAGGUUGCGGCACAGCACUCGUCGUGUGACGCUGUGAUACAUUUCGGGCAUUCAUGCCUUUCUUCCCCUUCAACACUCGAAGCUCUCCUGAUAUUCGGUGUUCAUCGAGUCGAUUGGGAACCCCUCAGGAAGACACUGAACGCCGAGACGAGAUACGAUGAUCUUUUGGUAUUCGUAGAUACCAAGUACUGCUCUCAUCUCGAUGCGCUAAGAGAAUAUCUACCGGAGAGCGCAAUCAUCGGCAGACCGCUCAACCCAGGAGAAGAAGAGAUCGAUACCCUCAAGGAUGGAUCUCAGAUCGCAUUGAGACGGCGAUUUGAAACGGACAGGCCUCUCUCUUCCGAACAUCCGAGACCGAUACUCUGGAUAGGUGAAGAUAAUAGAGCCCUCGAGAGUUUCAUUCUCCACUUCAGCUCAUGGAGCUCGAUGUGGUCGUUCAAUCCGGAAACCUCUGAACUGCGCCGAGAAGGUUUAACGAUAUCGCGCAGUCUGAUGCGACGCCAUUACUUAGUUGAGAAAGCCAAGGAUGCAGCCAUCAUAGGAAUCCUCGUGGGGACACUGGGGGUCAAGAAUUUCCGGCUUGCUAUAGCGCAUCUGCGAUCUCUCGUGAAGAAAGCCGGGAAGCGGAGUUACACACUCGCCGUGGGGAAACUCAACGUGGAAAAACUCGCGAAUUUUCAAGAGAUCGACAUCUAUGUCUACGUUGCGUGUCCUGAGAAUACUUUCUUCGAUUCAAAAGAAUUCUAUCGGCCUGUGAUCACACCCUACGAGCUCGAAGUUGCACUGAAUCCUAAUCGGGAAUGGGGCGCCCAAUACUUCACCAACUUCGACGACAUUCUGCCUGGCGGGUGCGCUUAUGUUGAACCUCCGGACACUUUCGAACUUGAUCGAGAGUAUGACAUGUCUCUUGUGUCUGGUCGAAUCCGAGGAGUAGGAGGCGGUUCAGCGAAGUCGGCUGAGGCUCACGAUGACUCUAGCUGUGGGACCCUCAUCAAAAAAGAACAAACUAUUUCGAUAGUGCACGACGGUGGAGCAGGGGAUGCCCUGAGUCUACGAUCUUGGAAAGGGCUGGACCCUCAGGUCGGUCAGACACCUGUGGCCGCAAUGAAACAAGGAAGGGACGGGAUCGCUGCGGGCUAUGCUGAGGAAGGUCAGACAGUGUCGUCAUCCGAGUCGAAUAAAACCUGAUGUCGGUACAUUCUUGAAGAACUGGGAUUCAUCUGAUUGGAUGCAGAUGUCUCGAUCGCCAAAGCAGUCGGAUUUCGAGUACUUCGGUGCCCUUCAGAAUAAACGCUC